This is a messenger RNA of Aspergillus calidoustus, 726 nucleotides long. NCBI's taxonomy places the organism in Eukaryota, Fungi, Ascomycota, Eurotiomycetes, Eurotiales, Aspergillaceae. The record is from the annotation of a GenBank genome assembly.
AUGGCCGACCGUUUCCCCUCAUUGGAGGACUUCUCCGCGGGUCAAACCGAAGCUAUCGAAACCAAUGGCACAGACGAGAACGACUUUUUAGCCCGUGAAAGAGCCCUCCUAGGCGACGAUGCCGACCAAUUCGCAACUUCCCAAGACCAAGCCGCGUCUACAGAUGUCAACAAUGACGAACUACUGGGUGGCCCAGAAGAGACCCAGGCCAGCGCUGGUCCCGAGAUCUCCGGCUUCGAAUCCGCUUUUCCUGCCAUAGAAACCCAGAACGAGCAAGUUGCUCCUGGCGGCACCAUCACUGGAACUGGAGCGCCCUUCCCGCCCACUGGAUACUCAAGCUAUCAGGCUCCUGAGGAGGAAUCCGAACCAGUUAGGGAGUGGCGCGAGAAGCGGGAUGCAGACAUCGCACGACGGGCAGAGAUCUCGAACGAAAAGAAGGAAAGUACCAUUACCAAGGCUAGGGAGGAUAUCGACGACUUCUACGUGUCCUACAACAACAAGACGGAUAAGCUUCGUGCCCAGACCCGCGCCGAAGCAGAGCAGUUCCUGGCGAACCGCGAAAACACAUCGUCUGGCGGAACAAGCUGGGAACGUAUUGCGAAACUCGUGGAUGUUUCUGGGAAGGGCAUCAGAGGCGGUGCUAGCGGAUCAGGCAAGGAGCGUUUCCGAGAGUUGUUGCUAGAUCUCAAGAAGGAUGAGAAGGCUCCUGGCGCUAGCGGGGUUUGA